Molecule: messenger RNA, 1401 nt
Organism: Aplosporella prunicola CBS 121167
Lineage: Eukaryota; Fungi; Ascomycota; Dothideomycetes; Botryosphaeriales; Aplosporellaceae
Exons: 2
Coding region: 1-1401 (466 amino acids)
Biological process (GO): 'de novo' pyrimidine nucleobase biosynthetic process; L-arginine biosynthetic process; L-glutamine metabolic process
Cellular component (GO): carbamoyl-phosphate synthase complex; cytoplasm
Molecular function (GO): carbamoyl-phosphate synthase (glutamine-hydrolyzing) activity
Source: RefSeq, a predicted model, not a curated record
AUGUUCAGCAAGCUUCUGAAACCCUCUCUGCUGAGGCCCGCCGGUGCCUUUGCAAAGGCUGGCGCGCAGGCCCGGUACAUGGCCUCCGUCCAGACCGGCGCCGCUACGGCUCGCAGCGCUGCCACCUCCCGGGACCGCGCUACCUUCACCAUCAAGAAUGGUCCCAUCUUCUCCGGCAAGGCGUUCGGCGCCAAGAAGAACGUCUCCGGUGAAGCCGUCUUCACCACUUCCCUCGUGGGCUACCCCGAGUCCAUGUCCGAUCCCUCGUACCGCGGACAGAUUCUGGUCUUCACUCAGCCCCUCAUUGGCAACUACGGCGUUCCGUCAUCCGUCAGGGACGAGUUUGGCCUUCUCAGGUACUUUGAAUCGCCCAACAUCCAGGCUGCCGGCAUUGUUGUCGCCGAUGUCGCCGAACAGCACAGCCAUUGGACUGCUGUCGAGAGUCUGGCGGAGUGGUGCGCCAGGGAGGGCGUUCCCGCCAUUUCCGGCGUCGACACCCGCGCCAUCGUGACGUAUCUCCGUGAGCAGGGCUCUUCCCUCGCCAGAAUCACCAUUGGUGAGGAGUACGAUGCCGAUGAAGACGAGGCCUUCAUUGAUCCUGAGGGCAUCAACCUCGUGCGUCGCGUCUCCACCAAGGCGCCCUUCCACGUGAGCUCGCCCCUUGGCGACAUGCACGUUGCCUUGAUCGACUGCGGUGUCAAGGAGAACAUCCUGCGCAGCCUGGUCAGCCGUGGCGCCAGCGUCACCUGCUUCCCCUACGACUACCCCAUCCACAAGAUUGCGCACCACUUUGACGGUGUCUUCGUCUCCAACGGCCCCGGCGACCCGACGCAUUGCCAGGAGACGGUGUACCACCUGCGCAAGCUGAUGGAGACCAGCCAGGCGCCCAUCAUGGGCAUCUGCAUGGGCCACCAGCUGCUGUCGCUCGCGGCGGGCGGGCGCACGAUCAAGAUGAAGUACGGCAACCGCGCACACAACAUUCCCGCGCUCGACCUGACGACGGGCAAGUGCCACAUCACGUCGCAGAACCACGGGUACGCGGUCGACACGGCGUCGCUGGGCCCGGAGUGGAAGGAGUACUUUGUCAACCUCAACGACUCGUCCAACGAGGGCAUGAUCCACAAGAGCCGGCCCAUCUUCUCGGCCCAGUUCCACCCGGAGGCCAAGGGCGGCCCGCUCGACUCGGCCUACCUCUUCGACAAGUACGUCGACUGCGUCAAGCUGUACAAGGACAGCCAGGCCGUCUUCAACGGCGGCAAGACGUCGCGCCCCAGCCCCUUGCUCGUCGACAUCCUCGCCAAGGAGCGCGUCGGCGUUCACCCGGGCGUGCCCGAGUUCAACCAGCACAAGGGCGAGGUUGCCGCCGAGCAGCCCAAGCCCCUGCAGGCUGCUGCUGCUUAG